AUGGCAAUCUGCUUUAUGUUUGCUUUAUCAUCUCAGGAUAAUCCAGAUGUUUUCCUAUGCCUUGAGGAGUUGUUGAUGGAUGAUAUACAUAGGCUACCAGGUGGUAGCUCCAAUGUUGCAACUGAGGUCAGCAAUGGGUGCUUCUCCUGGGAUGGCUCACUUGAGAUACCAACAUUGAAGGAUCUGAAUUUUCAAGCUCGGCAAGGGAUGCGUGUUGCACUUUGUGGGACGGUCGGCUCUGGAAAAUCAAGUUUGAUCACUUGA
Triticum turgidum subsp. durum (durum wheat) is the source of this 264-nucleotide messenger RNA. Lineage: Eukaryota; Viridiplantae; Streptophyta; Magnoliopsida; Poales; Poaceae. The record is from the annotation of a GenBank genome assembly.